Molecule: messenger RNA, 2766 nt
Organism: Diospyros lotus (date-plum)
Lineage: Eukaryota; Viridiplantae; Streptophyta; Magnoliopsida; Ericales; Ebenaceae
Exons: 12
Coding region: 1-2766 (921 amino acids)
Biological process (GO): protein desumoylation
Cellular component (GO): nucleus
Molecular function (GO): deSUMOylase activity
Source: RefSeq, a predicted model, not a curated record
AUGGUCGCCGACGAAGCUUCGUCGUCGGCGACCAUGGAGAUCGACCGGGCUUCGUCGCGAACGAAGUCCCACGGUUGGGCUUCGUUCGCGACGAAGCCUGCUGGGGAGAGGAAGCGCCCGAUCGGGCUUCGAUUACAGACGAAGCCCGAUCGGGCUUCGAUUGAAGACCCAAGGAAGCCCGAUCGGGCUUCGAUUGCAGACAAAGCCCGAUCGGGCGCGACUAAGCCCCACACCCAAUUGGACUCCCCCGACUGUUGGGCUAUGACACAGCCCGAUUAUCGCUGCCCAACAAAGCCCAAUCAAAUGGCUGAACAACAAACUACAAAAUUUACUUAUGUUCAUGCUCACCGAAUAUUACCCCCCGGAAUGCGAGUUACUACUCAUUGUGGGAUCAAACACCUUGAGGCGAUGCGUCGUGCUCUAGACCGAUACAAGUUAUUGGAUAGAUUCCUACAGGGCCCAUUAGGACAUUUCUUGAAGAUGCCUUUGUCCCUCCAUUUGACUGCACCACAGUUGAUAUAUCAUGUUCUACUUAGGGAGGUGACAUUUUCGAGUGCCCACCACGAUGAGAUGUGGUUCGAGAUUGGCGGCACACCAUACAGAUACGGGAGGCAUGAGUUCAUACUUAUUAGUGGACUCCGAUUUGGGGCUAUUGAUAGGGAAAGCCUUGAACCCAAACCUAUUGAGCCAGAGAGUUUACGUGCUCGACUAUUUCCACAACAUAAGAAGGGGGUGACUGGAGACGACCUUGAAUUACUUAUUAGUACCAAAGAGGAUAUGGUUUCAGAGGAUGCCCUGAAACUGAUUUACAUUGCUGUGGUCGACAUGUUUUUGUUGGGCCAGGAUGAGCGUGGGCAUGUGGAUGAUUUCUUGUGGACUAUGGCCGAGGAUUUACAAGCAUUUGAGAUGUUCCCUUGGGGUACAUAUGUCUACAGUAAGAGUCAACAUUACAUUCGGUUGGCCACGAAAGAAAGAAAAUUGACUGGUGAAGGUGGGAAGAAAAUUAACCUUUAUGGUUUUGUAUGGGCGUUUCAGUGGUGGUUGAUCGAAACGUUCCCAUGGAUUCAGAAUAAAUGGGCCGUCAGACUGUCCGAAGCAGACAUUCCAAGAUGCAGAAAAUGGCUAUCUAAAAAAAGGCCACAGAUAAAAAAUUACGACGACUGUCUUAGGAAAGAAGCACGAGGAUCGAGUCCGACUCUUGAACCCACUGAUGAUGAGAGGGAAACGAAUUUUUGGAGAUCUUUUAACCCUCAACACUCGGUUGGGGUCGACGUCUAUAAAUUUGGGGGCAGAGGGGGUGAAAAAAAGGAAGAGAAUGACGGGGAUGAGGACGAGGGCGGGGAUGAGGACGAGGCGGGUAUGAUACAUUUAGAUGAGGAGGGAAAGGAAAAGAAUGGGGAGGAGAAGGAUAAGGAGGAGACAAGAUUCCCUGAUAGUUCGCACCACGGACAAUACGAGACAGGGGAGGGAAAGGAGAAGAAGGAUAAUGAGGAGGCAAGGUUCCCUGACAGUUCACAUCACAGACAAUACGAGGCAGGGAUCACCGAGAUGCUGAAACAGACUCUAGAUAUGUUGCGGAGAAUAGAUGGGGAAAUGGGUCAGGUGAGGACACAAUUGUUGAGACUAGAGAGGGCGCAGGAAUCACUAGAGAGGGGGCAGGCAGCACUAUGUGCUCAUCUACGCAUCCCACAUAUUUCCCUAGAUCGCAGCGAUCAUGCUCAUGAGCAGUCCCAGGGUGGUGAUCAGGUAGAUCUUGAUCAUCACGAUGAGGAGCAGGCAUCUACAUCUAGACUACAGGAGGAGGAAGUGGUUAGGGUCGACAGACGACCUAUGCGAGAUAGAUUGCCAUCGCAAUUUCGUCGGCCACCCUUCACCGAUCCAACAAAAUAUAAAAGGAGAAAGAAGGAUGCCGCUUUGGAGGGGUCGGACGUGGACUCGACGCCACCGGUACUAGACCUAAUCCCGCCGGACAUAGAGACAGUGCCCCCUGAGGGCUAUAUUGAGUUCAUAGGUUCCAAUGAAAAUAUUAGUCUUCACACUGGUUUCAUUCUCAACCUAACACCGGAUGACCUCCGAAACAUAGAGAAUGAGGCCAACUGGUUGGAGGGUUACCAUAUUGAUAGUUACAUGUGUUGCUUGAGACGUAUACAGUCUCGGCGUCAAUAUGACACAAACUACGCUAUCAUGUCAACCUCGUUUUUUGCAUCCAUAGUAAGAUUUUGGGAACAGGAGUACGGGGGCAACAGGAGGUUUUUUGCGCCUUCUAUCGCAUCUAUCCCGGAAGAGUGGACCGGUUUCGUCGACGGGCGCACUGACAGGAGUCUCCCUUGGUGGACGGUCGAUUAUGUGUUGCUCCCUUGUAAUGUAGCGAAUUCUCACUGGUUUCUCUUAAAGAUUUGCUUGAAAGAUAGGAGAAUUGUCAUAUAUGACUCCAAUGCCAUGAAUGAAGACAGUCGUAGGAGCAGGGUCGAAGCUAUACAACCACUUGUGAGCCUCUUACCCAUUCUACUAAAGAAAGCUGCAUAUUAUGAACAUGUAACCACAACUGCGACGCUAGACAGAGAUUGGGAAGUAGAGAAUACUGAUCCUCAGAAGUUGCCUCAACAACCGGAUGGGGCCAGCUGCGGGUGCUACGUUAUCAAAUAUGUCGAGGACAUACUGAGGCAUAAUGAGGAUCACUGGCAGAUGCACCCGACUGUGGAUGUCCGUACCCUCCGGAGACAGAUUGGAAUAUUUUUGUAUAGACAUAGUACGAUAGUACGGUAG